Nyctereutes procyonoides (raccoon dog) is the source of this 3759-nucleotide messenger RNA. RefSeq names its product transmembrane protein 71 (gene TMEM71). The record is from RefSeq and is a predicted model, not a curated record. The transcript has 10 exons. The coding region runs from base 414 to 1289 and encodes 291 amino acids. NCBI's taxonomy places the organism in Eukaryota, Metazoa, Chordata, Mammalia, Carnivora, Canidae.
AUCUUGCCUCUCAGUCUCUGGUUACGCAGGCUGUUUUUGAAAGAAAACAAGAACGGUUAUAAAGCUGACUUUCUCGAGAACGACAUGCCCUUUUAUUCUAAGAAACAGCCAAAAGAACAAGAGGCCACUGAAGACCAAAUUUCCCUGCAAACUCCUGCACACAGUGGCGUGUGCAGGCAUCUGUUACUAGGAGGGAAUGGGAUUUCCCUUUAUUACGAGACAUCUCUGCACCUGUUGACACUCUGACAUUAUUUUCAGCUGAAGGACCGCUAAGUCCAGGAUCUCUCCACUGUCAACCAGAGGAAGCUUCGUACUUCAGUGACUCUUCUAUUUAUCAAUAGGAAGAAGCAACUGGGAACUCCCUUUGGAAGGAGCAUAAAAUCUGUGAAGUUUGAACAAGCAGCCUUCCCAACAUGUACCGAAUAUCUCAACUGAUGUCAACACCAGUAGCAAGUUCUUCUGGCUCUGAGGGAGGAUAUACUGGAAAGCCGUCUCCCACAUGUGUUUUCCCAAGUUUUGCCUGUGAUUUCCUGGAUGGUGACACUUCCUUCAAAUGCUGCUCCAUAGAUCUCCUGACAGGCUCCCACUCUGCCUGUCGCCGGAGUCCCAGACUCCUCUCCAAUGGCUACUACACUUGGACAGCAGACAGUUUCCUCUGUGACAAAGAUGGCAACAUAACUCUGAGUCCACCCCAGACCAGUGUUCUUUACAAGGAGAAUUUAGUUAGAAUAUUUAGAAAGAAAAGGAGAAUCCGCCGUUCCUUUUCUAAUCUCUUCAGCCUCAGUGCUUCUAAAUCCUGGCUGCAUGGAAACAUCUUUGGUGAUGUUGACUCUCCCCUAAGUGAGGACACCUGGUUGGAGGGGGUCAGGAGGCUGGAUGCACACCAUUGCGGUGAGAUCGGAGAAGAUCCUGACUGGCCCCUGACUGAUGCCUGGGAGUCGGAGGGGACGACAGCAGCCUCCACCUGCGGCCCUGCCAUGUCCCAGACUCCCCGACAAAACACCCACAACGGGGCUCUCCAGACUCAUGGGAUGGCUUCGGAACAUCUCCCAGGGAACAUUUUGGAUAACAUAAAAACCAGUUUGUGGCGAGAGGUCUCCUUUCAAGCAAUUCUGCUGGCUGUGUGCUUCAUCGUCUGUGCAUGUGCAAGAUGGUUUCUGGGAGGAAUAUCAGUCAGUGUCUUCACAUGCUCAUUAAUGAUAACUAUUGCCUAUACUGUCAAGUCAUUAUUUCUCAGCCUUGCCAGCUAUGUCAAAACCACCACUUGUGCUCAGUUUGCCAAAAUCUGACAACCAUUUAGGACUGUCUCUGAUGAAUGCCUUCAAUCUGAAUAUCCAGAAAUUGUCUGAUUUGCAGUCUGCUUGGAAUCAACCACAUUAUUGGAAGGCAGUGAGCAACUGGAUAAUGAAGAAAAAAACAUUUUAAUUUGGUUAUGUGUUUUUAAAAAGAAAUCUCAUUUUUGCCCUCAUUCUUAUAAUAUGCUCGGGAAAAUAAUAUUAAUUUGUCUUUUCUAUGCAAACCCUUAGCAGUUGAAAGGGAACAGACCAGGAAAUGUGAUAGAGAAGGAACCACCUGGGUAGAUGUUCCCCUUUUAUCCCCUGAGGCAUGAUUUUCAAAUGUUAAUUUUCAUUUAGAAGAUUCUAUGAGGUGCUUGAUGCAGAUUCCUGGACCUGCCUGCAAACACCUAUCCCUUUACUGAACUGCUUUAACUGAAUAACGUAAGCAAGUCUCUAUAGUCAAUACCCAACUUGAAAGUAAAUAAAUUGUAGUUUGCACAUAAAAUACAAUGUAGAAAAAAAUUUCAUCCCCCCCCCAUUCCCGCCCCUAGGAGUGGCUUGAUGGGAGUUGGUGUCAGCAGAUGCCAGUUAAUGGAAAAUGGGCAGGAGAGAGCCUUUCUUUGGGAAAGCACAUUCUUCUUUUGAGUCAUUUUCCUUACAGUUUUCAGCCUUCUUGGGACUCAUGAUUACCUUUCAUUCAUGUGCAAUUAAAAUAAAGAUAUAAGAGAAAAAAAUCUUUAAGGGCCAAAUAAAUAAGGCAAAAUACCAGAGUGCCUUGAAAUGCAUAAAAACGGUGCAGUUGCCCAGCCAACUGGAGGGUCAUAGAAGAAACUGUCAUUGCUUUUGCUUGGAAUAUGUUCUUGAAGCAAACAUGGCCUGCAACUCAAAGUUGUUCUCUGAUAUUCUCUGGCUAGACACCUGUGUGGAGAAGAUUGUCUUUGCUAAAAUGGUAAUAUCAGGAUACUACUCUUCAUAUGAUUUGUAUUUAGUGAAUUUGACUUGAAAAAAGUACUAGUAAGUAAAUGAGGUCAUCAGCAAAUUAUAUCUAUCUAUCUAUCUAUCUAUCUAUCUAUCUAUCAUCUAUCUAUCUAUCUAUCUCUAUCUCCAUAAGAGUGGUCAUGGCAGAGAGUCAAUUGGACACUGUAUUAGUUUGCUAUAGCUGCUGUAACAAAUUACCACAAAAUGAUGGCUUAAAAUGACACAAAUGUAUUGUUUUACAUCUCAGGAGUCUAUAAUCAAGGUGUUGGCAGUGAUGUUUUCCUUCUGGGGGCUUCAGGGAAGAAUCUGUUUCCUUGCCAGUUUCAGCUUCUGCUGGCAAAGUGACUCCUUCCUCUUGCUUCAAGGCACACAACUCGCUUCAAGCAUCACCUUCUCCUCUUCUGCAAGGAAAUAUCCCUUCACCUCUCUCUCAAAGAACACAUGUGUUCAUCUCUAAUUAUGACUUCCCCCGGAACAUCAACAAAUACAUGCAUAGAGUAAGGCACACGGGAAGAGCAGGGAGGACUGGAGUGUCUGUUACCCUUAUCACUAGAAAUGACUGGAGGAUUACUGGUGAGUUAAUUAAGAUUCUGGAAAGAGCACAUCAGAGUAUCCCAGAGGAUCAUGUGGCAAUGGCCGGGAGAUACAAGCAAAUAAACUGCAAAAAGAAAUGGAAAAAAAUUGGGAGAGACCCAAGAAAUCGUAUCAUUAAUGUCUAUGUUGAAAGUGAUAACAGCCUACUUACACAGGAGAUUUCAAGAUUUUUUAGAGAGAUAUUAUUUAGGAUAUGUGGACAUGAUGGGAAACAUGCUGGCAAUAGGAAGAAACUUGACUGAUUUUUAAAAUAAUAGUGAUUAAAAAUGUAGAAUUCAGUAUUUUAUACUUUCUUUAAUAAAAUCAAAAGUUUUUUUUUUAAAUAAAGGAUAUAUGUAUUUACAUUUAAAUCCCAUUCUGAUCAUCCAGGGUAAUCUCCCUAUCCCAAAAGCCUUAACAUAAUCCCAGCUGCAAAUCCCUCUUGCUCUAGAUAGUAAUAUUCACAGCUUCCAGUGAUUACGACCUAUAUGUCUUCAGGGGCCAUUAGUCAGCCUGCCAUCCUAUCUUCAGCUUAGGAUAGAUUUGCCCAACAACUUAAUAGAUCUGGGAUGUGUCCCAUACAUUUUUUUUUAACAAGUAGGAAAACUGAUCAGGAGAAGGUGGUCCUCAAACCACAUUCAUGGCAUGCUUUGAAGAGGAUUUAAUGGGGAGCUAAUUGCAUAAGAGAGUCUCAUUUUGAAGCUCUCUCAGGAGAGCGCGCCUUGAGAAUUUUUUAUGUUUCCUAUGUCUCUGUGUCGGAGACUCGUUUAUACAGGUUCACUGGAUUUACAUGAUAAUAACUUUCAAAGUUAGAUGCAGAAAUAAAAAUAAUUUGGGGCGCCUGGUUAAGUGUCUACCUUUGGCUCAGGUCAUGAUUCCAGGGUCCUGAGUUUAAGCCCCACAUGGGGCUCCUGCUCAUCAGGGAGUCUGC